AUGUAUAAUAAUCAGCGAAAUAUUCCAGUCAAUGCUACAUGGUCACAGACAGGUGUCACUGUCGCUGGAGGAAAUCAUCAAGGUAAAGAGACUCAUCAGCUGUAUCAUCCGCAUGGUUUAUUUGUUGACGAUGAACAAACAGUUUACAUUGCUGAUUACACCAAUGAUCGAAUUAUCAAAUGGGAAUUGGGUGCGACAAGUGGACAAGUCGUUGCUGGUGGUAAUGGCUACGGAGAUCAAAAUCAUCAAUUGAGCCAACCUUCAGAUGUCAUCGUUGACAAAGAGACAAAUAGUCUCAUUAUAUGUGAUACUGGCAAUCGAAGAGUUGUUCGAUGGCCUUCUCAAUGUGGAAAAAACGGUGAAACACUGAUUUCUAAUGUCUUUUGUACUGGUUUAACUAUGGACAAUGAAGGAUCACUUUAUGUCGCCGAUACGGGACUCAAUCAGAUACUAAAAUAUCGAAGAGGUGCAACUCAAGCAGACAGAAUUGCAUAUAUUUAUGAAGAACAAAAUUAUCUGGAUAAACUAUGGAAUAGUUCGUCGCUUUUUGUCGACCGAGAACACUCUGUUUAUAUAUCUGACCCUAGUAAUCAUCGGGUAUUGAAAUGCAAACAUGGCGCAAAACAAGAAAUUCUUGUCACUGGUGGUGAAGGAGGAGGCAGUCUUUGGGAAUUAUAUAGUCCUCGAGGAAUCGUUGUCGAUCAAUCGGAGACCAUCUACGUGGCUGAUGAAUUAAACAAUCGAAUUAUGCGUUGGCCUAAAGAAGCAAAACAAGGGAGUGUUAUAAUUGGUGGAAAUGGAAAAGGAGAUAGCUUGAACCAAUUAAAUUAUCCUAUAGGUUUAUCAUUCGAUCGUUAUGGUAAUCUCUAUGUUGUUGAUUCCGAUAAUUCUCGUGUUCAACGCUUCGACAUCGAAGUUCGAUGA
Messenger RNA from Adineta steineri, 924 nucleotides. The record is from the annotation of a GenBank genome assembly. NCBI's taxonomy places the organism in Eukaryota, Metazoa, Rotifera, Eurotatoria, Adinetida, Adinetidae.